GACGCAGCGGCAGCGGCGGCGGCGCCACGUCUCCUAGGCGGAGCGAAGCGGGACGGAGAGGCGGCGGAGGCUGGUGCGGCUGGGGCUGAGGCUGAGGCUGAGGCCAUGGCCUUCACCUUGUACUCGCUGCUGCAGGCGGCCCUCCUCUGCGUCAACGCCAUCGCUGUGCUGCACGAGGAGCGCUUCCUCAAAAACAUUGGCUGGGGAACAGACCAGGGAAUUGGAGGAUUUGGAGAGGAGCCAGGAAUUAAAUCACAACUAAUGAACCUUAUUCGAUCUGUACGAACAGUUAUGAGAGUGCCAUUGAUAAUAGUAAACUCAAUUGCAAUUGUGUUACUUUUACUGUUUGGGUGAACUUCAGUGGUAGAAAAAAAAAUUGGAGAAUCAGAAGUGGAGAAACCAGCAGGAGCCAUCACUUCAGUCGUUACUGGGAUGUGUAGCUUAGCUGGACAAGCUUGCACUUGAAGUAAACUACAAAGCUGACAAUAAAACAACAGUUCCUAUUUAUCCAAUA
This is a messenger RNA of Trichosurus vulpecula (common brushtail), 514 nucleotides long. It is a transcript of the gene IER3IP1, whose product is annotated as immediate early response 3 interacting protein 1. Gene Ontology annotation, biological process: endoplasmic reticulum to Golgi vesicle-mediated transport. The record is from RefSeq and is a predicted model, not a curated record. The transcript is spliced from 3 exons. Bases 106 to 354 code for a protein of 82 amino acids. NCBI's taxonomy places the organism in Eukaryota, Metazoa, Chordata, Mammalia, Diprotodontia, Phalangeridae. Gene Ontology annotation, cellular component: endoplasmic reticulum membrane; COPII-coated ER to Golgi transport vesicle; Golgi membrane.